CACUACCAGUGCGGCUCUGUGAGCCUCUUCUGUCAAAACCAGAAGCUCUCCACGGUGAUUCUUCAGUACCGGGCGAGAAUCCAUCCUAGUUAAAUAUUUUAAACGUUAGUGUAAGUGAAAAUAAUGAAGAGUGAAGUGUGCGUUUUAGUUUUGGCACUCUGCGGCUGCGUGAGUGCUCAACUCAAAGGUAAUCAAGAGGAUCCUUGUCAACUCAAAUCGAGGGUGGUAGGAGACCAGACAUACUGCGACAGAUAUUGGGAAUGUGUGAAUGGACAACCAGAACUGUACGACUGUCCCAAUGGUUUAGUGUUUGCGGGUAAAAACAGAGGGGUCACUGAAGGUUGUGACUACCCAUGGAGGUCCAAUUAUUGUGAAAACAAACAGCAAGUCAAUUCGCCAAUUGGUACUGAACACUGUGAUUGGUUAUACGGCAUCUUCGGCCACGAAACUUCCUGUACGCGUUACUGGACUUGCUGGAAUGGUACUGCUACUGAACAGUUGUGUAUUGGUGGUCUCUUAUACAAUGAGCGUACACAUUCGUGCGAUUGGCCCGAGAAUGUAGAUGGUUGUCAAAAGCAUCCUCUCUGUAAUGAUGAUCCUAAUGGAAACGUGCCCUUGGGGAAGUCCUGCAACAGGUACUGGCAAUGCCAAGGUGGAUAUCCUCGUCUCCAAAGAUGCCCAGCCAUGCUGGUGUUCGAUCGCAGGUCAUUGAGAUGCGUUGUACCUCCAACUGAAGACUGCGACGUACCAAGUACUCUUCCACCGCCACCAUUGGAAGAAGAUGAUGAGACGAACAUUCCACAGAAUAACCCGAAGAAUAAACCACAGUUUAAUCUUCCUCCUGGUGCUAUCGCCGUGCCAGAAAAGAACAGACCAAGAAACUAAAUUUAAUUUUUGCUACUUUGUUUUUAUCGCCACAUGUAGUAACACACGAACGGAGAAAUUUUGUACCUGAAGAAAGUGCAGAAGAAUUAUGGGUACAGUUUGUUGACUUUUUCUUUACUUAUUGCAUUUCUCUAUUCGUUGACAUGCUCGUUACGUAAUAAAAAAUUAUUUAUUUGUUUCUUGUGCAUUACGUUUGUGUUAAGUGUAAAUUUAAUCACUUUCACUCGACUUGUUUGUAUUACAUUUCCUUAUACACAAUUCUUCUAGUGCCAGUAUUUUUAUUUUUCGUCUUCAUUAUUCUUUUGUUAUAUAACACGUUGUGAAUAGAUAUAUUUAAGUUUAUAUCUUUUAAUAAUAAGUGUAUGAUAGUGUAUCUGAAAUAAAUUUUAUAAAAUAGAA
Zophobas morio is the source of this 1284-nucleotide messenger RNA. RefSeq names its product protein obstructor-E-like (gene Cpap3-d2). Gene Ontology annotation, cellular component: extracellular region. Gene Ontology annotation, molecular function: chitin binding. The record is from RefSeq and is a predicted model, not a curated record. NCBI's taxonomy places the organism in Eukaryota, Metazoa, Arthropoda, Insecta, Coleoptera, Tenebrionidae. Bases 124 to 885 code for a protein of 253 amino acids. The transcript is spliced from 3 exons.